AUGUUGUUGCCCGCUGAGCCAAUACGCGAAGGGCCUGCAGCUAAUGACCUCCCCGUGCAUUACCUCCGCCUCCUGGCCCCGCCCUUGCAGCUCCUGUCAGCCGCGAUGUGGCGCAUCGUUCAGCAGGGACUGGUGGACCACUACGGCAUGCUGGAGGAGUUUGUUACCAUGGUGACAGAGCUGGUCCCUGAGCUCAUGAGCUACAGCCAGAGGGCUCAACUCACCCUGGGACUCAGGGCCAGGCUUGUUCUGGAGAUGUGUCGAGGUGAGAAGCCUGCAGACAUGCGGGCCAUCCAGCCCCAUCUGGACAGAAUCAAAGCGCCGGCCAGCACAGCCAAGGAUCACCAUAGCACCAUCGACCUGGUGGAGGAGUCCGAGGUGAACUUUGUGGAGUUGGUGCACUCCUUAUUAGAGGAUCCAAUGGAAAGGAAGUACUUUUUUGAGGAGAUUUUUCCUGUCUACUUCGGCCCAAAAUAUGACGCGGCCCUGGAGAUGCUUGUAUGGGAGUUUAUAUCCCGACUGGAGGAGCUUCUCCCCGUCCCUGACUUCACUCAGCUGGCAGCUUUGCUCGGAGACGCUCCGUCCUUCCUCAGCGACUGUUUACAAUCCUUUUUCCCACCAGCUGAUAUGAAGGCUCUACUUGAACACCACAGAAACCUUGGGCAUUUUGAAGAGAAAGAUCCGAGGUUAUUACCUAUGGACGAUUGCAUCCUCACCUCCAUGUCGUUGCCCCCCGGGACCAAAGCCACCACCGACGCUACCUCCUACUUGCCCGCUCACAGAGAUCCGAAACCCUCGGAGCAUCGCGCAGACGCGCCUGGCGGUACAAGCGCCGUUGAGAUGGCGAGUAGGAGGCCUCGCGAUGACGGGAGGAAGCAGAAUUCCUCUGAUGAAACCAUAGACCUUACGACGUCCAAUGACCCCGAGCCCGAGGUCUCGGAGACUAAUGAGCUAAACUUGAGCUUCAGAGGGGGACGGGCACUCAGAAAGAGGAAGCUGAGCGGCGGUGUGGAGAUGCCCGGCAAGCAGCGGAUGGAGGUGUCGUCAUUCUUAGAGUCCUCAAUGGAUGAUGAGAAUUCUGGUGAAUCCCCUUUAAUCUCCAUAUGGGGGGAUUAUACAGAAGGUCAUUCGGCGACAACGAGCGACCCAAAGGUUCCCUGGUCGGAAGAGGAGACGCUCCACCUGCUGGACAUUUGGGGGAGCGACUCAAUACAGCGGGCAUUGAAGGGCUGCUUGAAGAACCGCCACAUUUACGUGCAGAUCGCCCAGACGCUAGCUGAAAGGGGCUUUAAGAGGACGGUGGAGCAGUGCCAGACGCGGAUCAAGCGCCUGAAAAAAGGCUACCGGCAGAAUAAGUUAGUCUUGUCAUCUUCUCGGUGGUCACUGCUUCAAUUCUUAAAGCGGCCGCUGCUCUUCUUCAGAGGAACGUCUAGAGUGGAGCACACAUUUUACGAGCACAUGAAGCGAGUGCUGGGCUCACCGGCGUCGUCCGCCGCACCCGAUUCGGCGUACGACGUGGAUGAGGUCAUCGACGAUGAAGAGUCUCAUGACGGCGAUGAGGAUUUGCAGUUUGUGGGACACACCAGUCAAGAAAUGGGAACCAGAAAUGUACCGUGGACAGAACCGGAAACGCUGGCUCUCAUCAACACGUGGGGCCAAGAGAAGAUGCAGCAAGAAAUGAGAGGAACCAACAGAACCAUGCACAUGUUCCCCAUCAUCUCCACCAAGAUGGCCUCGCAGGGAUUCUCAAGGACUUCGGAGCAGUGCCAAACCAGACUCAAGAGGCUCAAGUCCAGCUUCAGGCAAUGCUACGAAAACAACAUGAAGGGUUUGGAGCAAGUUCAGUGCAAGUUCUACAACGAACUGGCCCAGUUUUUGUUAAAAGAACGCCGGUCGACGCCGCAACCGAACGAGACAUCCGACGACAACGACUCCUGCUCCAUUCAGGACGUCGUGUCGGUUGUCAGCCUUCAGGAUGACAGAAAAAAAGUCCCAUGGGCUGACAAAGAAACCAUAAUUCUUCUGGAACUUUGGGGAGAAUCACAGAUCCAGCAGAGCACAAAAGGCUUCCCGCCAAAUGUACAUAUUUUUAGCGAAAUAUCAGAGAAACUGUCCGUCCACGGCUUCACGCGCACGGCCGAGCAAUGCCACACCAGAAUCAAACGUCUGAAGACGAGCUAUUGGCAGUGCCGUGAUAGCUUGAGCUCAUCUGGGACCGAUAAGGUGAAUUUUAAAUUCUUCGAUUUAAUGGAACAAAUCCUGGACAAGCGUCCGUCCACAUCUGUUGCCUUGGUGACCGACCCCAUUGAAAUAUCAGAAGACUCCAAUGGCGACUCAGUGACUGAAACAGUCGCCAUCAGCCCGUGGUCGGACGCCGAGACCUCGGCGCUGAUUGACAUAUGGGGCGAAGAAGAAGUGCAGCGCUCGCUCACGGGUUUCAUCCCCAACGGGCACGUUUACGCCGAGAUUUCCGGGCGGCUGCAAGACCUGGGCUUCUCUAAAACACCGGAGCAGUGCCACGAGAAAGUCAAGGGGCUGAAGAGCAGAUUUCUUCAAUGUUACGAGGAGAAAAAAUGCGGAAGGCGAGUAGACGAUAAAUUCUACGAGCAGUUAGAACACGUUUUCGGAGCAGAGGCUCUUUCGCCGGACGAGCUAGACGACUCGCGUGACGCCGGCUCGGCAGACCCUCUGAAUGUGCCGUGGAGCGAGCGCGAGACGGAGACGCUGGUGGAGAUUUGGGCCGCCGCCGACGUGCAGCACAGCCUGAAAACGUGCGUCCGCAACGGUCACGUCUUCGUGGACAUCGCCGAGAGGUUGGCUGUCGCCGGGUACGCCAGGAGCGCCGAGCAGUGCCAAGCUAGGAUUAAACGACUCAAGAAGACGUAUAGGCGCCACUGCAACAGCCGCAGAAAUGGUCGAUCCGGCGCCUUCCGCUACUUUAACCUCUUUGCUCCAGUUCUGGGUGAUAACGCGCUGUACAACGAUGUGGAUACUUCCUCUUCUAUGACCGCAUCUUUGCCCAAUCUAGAAGAAUCCUACGCAGAUGUCUACGAGCAGCCCUCCACCAGCCACCUCCUGCCAGACCCGAGCAGAAAGACGCCAUGGUCGGACCGCGAAACGCACACGCUGCUGGAGAUCUGGGGCGAAGACAACGUGCAGUUGACGCUACGCGGCUGCCUGAAGAACCGCCACGUCUUCGAGUUCAUCUCGGAGAGGAUGAGCAACCGCGGCUACGCCAGGACCACCGAGCAGUGCUACACCCGCAUCAAGCGCCUUAAAUAUGGAUUCCUCCAUGAAAAGCAGGACUUUAAGUUCUUCCGAGAAAUGGAGGAAAUCUUCAGUCGGGAGUUGAAGUCGGACCUGGUGGGCAUCCCGGCGCCAGACGAGCCCGACGACGGUGCAUACGAACCCAUAAGAGGUGAGACGAGAACAUUCAACUUCAGCCGAGGCUUGACGACUGCCAAACCGCCCCUUCCAGAUUUCGUCGUUUCCCCGGGCAGCCAGUGGUUGUCGGACAACUCCAAGCACCCGUGGAGUGACGGCGAGACUGAAGUUCUGCUGAGCGUGUGGGGGAGCGAGGACGUGCAGGAGAACCUGAAGAGCUGCACAAAGAACAAGCACAUCUUCAUGCAGAUCUCCGACACCCUCGCCACUCAGGGCUACCAGCGCACACCCGAGCAGUGCCAGACCCGAAUCAAGAGACUCAAGUACAGCUUCCGGCAAUUCCUCGACGGCAGGAAAGGAGACAAACAGGAGUGCAAGUACUUCGACCAGCUGGUCAAGAUAUUUGGCGACAAGUACGUCGUGUCCGAACCGCAGCCCGACGAAGCGGCUGAUGUCAGUCGUAAGAUUAAAGUCGCCGUGCCAAAAGAAGGGAGGAGAAUAAUGUUCAAGCAGGACAUUGAUGCUGAAAAACUGUGA
Nerophis lumbriciformis (worm pipefish) is the source of this 3921-nucleotide messenger RNA. Lineage: Eukaryota; Metazoa; Chordata; Actinopteri; Syngnathiformes; Syngnathidae. The record is from RefSeq and is a predicted model, not a curated record.